AUGGAUGAUUUAGGUGAACAAUUGAGUGAGGGCCAUAAAGACGAUUACGACAAUGGAAUUGGCUCUGUGCCUGGAGGGUCUGGUUCCAACGGUAAGGGGAAGAGUCAAAGGACGUCGUUCAAUGAUUUUGUUAGAAAAUUGUUUCUAAUAUUGGAAUCAGAGGAAUAUACCAGCAUUAUAUCGUGGUCGCCUGAUGGUAAGAAUUUUAUAGUGCUAGACACGAAUAAAUUUACGACGGAUAUCUUGCCUAAACACUUCAAGCAUUCGAAUUUUGCGAGUUUUGUGAGGCAGUUGAACAAGUACGACUUCCAUAAAGUCAAGAGGAAGAAGAACGAAGUGUCUGAGGGGAUUCAAAACGCGUGGGAAUUCAACCAUCAGUAUUUUAGAAGACACGAUGAGGCAGGGUUGGAUAACAUUCGCAGGAAACCGUCAUCACAGAAGAAAAUACUGGUGGAUGAGAACUCCGUAAUAGUGAGGAAACUAGGUGGUGCACCCGGAGACGAUGGUGCCUUCAUUGCCGGUGACGAAGAAGGUAUGACUGCGAAGAUGCUUCUGAAAAACACGGUGAACAAGACCAAAUUCAACCAAUUAAAGCGGAAGGUGGAAGACAUGGAAAACCAGGUCCAGUAUCUAACAAAUGAGAAUCAUAAUAUGAAACUGGACCUUCAAAAGAUUCAGUCUAAGUACAAUAUGGCGUUGGAAAGUCUCCUUUCCACUGAAUCCUUUAACUCCCAAUUAAUUUCUAAUUUCCAAAUUCUUGUCGAUGCGUUAUCGCAGCAGGGUUUAAAAGUACCCGUAGGUUUAUCCUUCGAAAAAGGUAAUUCUCGUGCGGAUAAUAAGUCUCAUCAGCAACGUCAAAUAUCGGACUCAACCGGAUCAACACCCAAUGCAAAUAUCCCAGGGCUGUCGGUUAAUACUACGUUACAGAAACAGGAACCCAUUGAGCUACUUCCGAUGGACCAACAUCCUGUCUUGCGUCCAGGAUUCCACGUUUUACUUGUCGAAGACGAUUCUGUUUGUAUCCAACUCUGCUCCAAAUUCUUAAGAAAAUAUGGUUGCUCAGUGGAAGUGGUUACUGAUGGAUUAUCUGCCAUUUCCACGCUGGAAAAACAGCGAUUUGACUUGGUAUUGAUGGAUAUUGUUAUGCCAAAUUUAGAUGGUGCUACAGCGACAUCCAUUGUUAGAAGUUUUGAUAAUGAAACUCCCAUCAUUGCCAUGACAGGUAACAUCGAUGAUCAGGACUUAGUCACUUACUUACAACACGGUAUGAAUGAUAUCCUAGCUAAACCGUUCACAAAAGAUGACUUACACUCGAUGCUAAUACGAUACCUCAAAGAUCGGAUCCCGUUGUCUGAACAAAGACAAAAUUCUAAUAAUGACCCUAAAGCGUAUGUAGAGGAACCAAUGCUAAAGAAACCGCACAUAUAA
Kluyveromyces lactis is the source of this 1428-nucleotide messenger RNA. RefSeq names its product kinase-regulated stress-responsive transcription factor SKN7 (gene SKN7). Bases 1 to 1428 code for a protein of 475 amino acids. The record is from RefSeq and is a predicted model, not a curated record. NCBI's taxonomy places the organism in Eukaryota, Fungi, Ascomycota, Saccharomycetes, Saccharomycetales, Saccharomycetaceae. Gene Ontology annotation, molecular function: sequence-specific DNA binding; DNA-binding transcription factor activity; phosphorelay response regulator activity. Gene Ontology annotation, biological process: regulation of DNA-templated transcription; phosphorelay signal transduction system. The transcript has a single exon.